Chilo suppressalis (striped riceborer) is the source of this 3814-nucleotide messenger RNA. Lineage: Eukaryota; Metazoa; Arthropoda; Insecta; Lepidoptera; Crambidae. The record is from the annotation of a GenBank genome assembly.
ACGAUUUCUUGUAGUGUGUAUGGCUACCAUUAGUAGUUAAUAGCCUGUGCGUGCUGUGAUUGUUUUGCUUUUGCUCGGAGGCUGAGGGAGGUGCGAUACCCACGUAGCUUUACUUGAUAAUUUUAUCGAAAAGAACCUUUAUCUUACUUAUUAUUUAUGUAUUGUUAUUAAAUGUUUAUUCUGUAUAGAAACACUUAUUUACUUUUCUUACAACUCUAAUUUUUUUUUUCAUAAUGGACUUGUUAAAAACUCCUUCAAUGCAGUCUUUGCUAGAUUCUGAUUUAGAAUCUGUUGAAAGUCUUCAGUACUUAGAUAUUGAAGAGUUAGAUGAAGUAGAAUAUGCAUUACCUCCAAGUAAUGCACCUACUCUGGCUGAAGUAUUAUCAGCUGAUGAAGGAGACGGAGGUAUUCCUACACCUAAUAAAAACAGUGAAGAACCUUAUUCCUGUUCAACACUUCAGGUGGAUUUUUUGCAAGCCAUAUCUCAGCAGCUAGCACAGGCUCAGGAACGAUCAUCAGCCGGUACAGCAACCUCAUUAAGUGUAGGGAUUGGAGGCAAAUUGACUGUAGGAACAGCACAUGGGCAAAUUUUAUCAUUUUUUGAACAGACAUUGCGAUGGGUCUGUAAUUCAAAUGUGGAGAAAGGAGCGGUAUCCUGUCUAUCUUACAAUCAGGAUAGUACACGCUUAUUAGCAGGAUAUGCACAAGGUUUAAUAUGUCAAUACGAAAGUAUAAGAGGUAUAUUAUUGAGACGGGUAACACUAGGUGGAGAUAUAUGGGGUGUCCUGCGAGUGACAUGGGCAGGAACAUCUGGCUUAGCACUGGACACUGGUGGUUCUGUUUGGCUGAUAAAGUUUUCUAGGCCUUUAGGAGUCCGUGCUGCACGUACGUCAUGCCUUUUCUCUGGAGCUCGAGGGGAAGUUGUAGCAAUGACAGCACGAGAUGCUCGUAUUCUGGCUUUGGCAACAUUAUCUCGAGUAAUUAUUGUGGCUGGUGGCAGAGCAGCAGGCAUACGACUCGGAGGUCCACCUGAUACACUUCCCGUAUUAGAAUGGUGUGAAGCUGAUGAUAAAGUGUUAGUUUGUGGUCGCGCUAAGACACUGCAGUGGUUGUCAGUGACAGUUACUGGUUCAUCAAUAUCUCUUAGGCCGCUACAACGUGUGGAAUUAAAAUCAACACCUCUAUGGCUGGGAUGGCUUGGUGGAAAUUUAGCCAUUUUUGAUGCUAACGAGAAUCUUAGAUUAUGGGGAGAAGACUAUGAUAAGCCUCUCGACUUAUCAAAUGUUGAGCCAGUUUAUGCGUCUGCUUUUUUCAAGGGCCUGUUUACUGAUGGUAGAGUAUCACGGGCGAUGUGCAAGGCUGGCGUUAGUGCUCUCGGGGGCGUCUGCGUCUUAGAGGGCGCACUGUCGUUGCUAGGGAGGCGCGGUAUAGUGAGAGUCAGACCGCGAGACCUCAUCGCCAGAGCUAAAGCAUUGCUAUCGUCAGGCCACCAUUUACAAGCACUGAAAUUACUUUGCACCACCCAAGGGUCGGAAGUGAAAGCACUAGCUAACCAGUUCAUAGUGAAUGUAUCCGAAAGACCACAUUUAUUGUCAAACAGAAAUAUGGCUGAACAAAUUAUAAAAUUGUGUCUGAAACUAAAUUUAAGCAACGAGUUAUGGACUACUUUAUGGGAGCAUUGCUCAAGUGAAAAUGCGUUUGUUGAAGCCUUAGGUGACGCGGCAGUUCGUGGGGAUUUUGCAACAAAAGCUCCCAGUCCAGAUUCAACCCAGGCACUCAUAGAACGGUUGGCGGAGUUCGAGCCUGGUCUAGUGGAACGCGUGGUGGCGUCGCUGCCGUUCAUCGCGCUGGACCCGCACCGUGCUAGCGUCUUCACGCGCGAGAGGAAGCUGUGGCGUGGUGUCGGUGCCAUCGCGGCCGCUUUAGGUGGCAGCAGUGGAGCGGUACGCGAGCUAGCGCCGCACGUGCAGGCGGGGUGCGGUGGUGCCCGCGAGGGGCGGGUGUGCACGUGCGCGGGCGACGCGCUGGUGCUGGCGGCGGCCGACGCACUAGCGGGGCGCGGCGCCGCCGGCCGCCCGCUGCCCGACCACGCGCGACCCUCCGCCCGCCACGACGCGCUGCACGCGCUGCUGGCCGCCGACGUGCGGUGUGACGGCCAGUCGCCGUUGCGUGUAAUGGUAAUGCACGAUGCGAGCGCCGCCGUGCGGCUCCUGGAACAGAGCGCUCGCGAGCCGCCGUUCGCUGGCCCGCUUGCCAAACAGAACCGCCUGAGGGUCGCGCGAGCACUACUUGAGAUGACUCCAGAACUGCAGGAUGACAAAGCGCGCACUGAGAUAUUGGAAUUCAUCACUGGACAACUCAGUACAGGAGCACUUCCGUCCGAUCAAGAAGUGGUGAAAGGUGUGCAGGAACUGGCGGUGGCGACGAGCGGCGAGCGCGCCGACCGCGCGUGGGUGACGCUCGCCGCCCGCGCGCCCGCGCACUCCGACCGCCUGCGCGACCUGCGCGAGCUGGCCGCGCACCGCCCCCGCGUGCUCUGGAAGAUCGAUGCCAUCCUCCACAAUCCAGAUGAAGCGAUACAAAAUUUUUUUCGAAUAAUUCACCCCUCCCCCACGGACGCCGACGAGUUUUUUGAAUACGUUCAAACUAAAAUCGAAACGGACGGCGACACUUUAGAUCUCGAGCCACAUCUUCCCGCCUUAAUAUCACUUCGACCGCGAGCCGCCGCAGCGAUAAUUCCAGACCGCUACUUGGACAAGGUGGCACCCAUAUUAGAAACUGCACCGUCCGAAAAAACUUUAGACUUCGCAGAGUGUCUGCUCGAAAGCGGCCGCCUUCAGGGGGACUCGGCCGCCGCGUAUCUGAAAGCUCUCGGCGAGACGAGACCGGCGGACGUGGCAGACUUUCUUGCAAGGAAUCCGGGCGUCGUCCGGCCCGAGCGAGCGCUCGCCAUCGUGCGCGAGAUUAACGCUUUAGAUGCCGAGGCCGCGUGCUUGGAGGCCGCCGGGGACCCGAGCCGGGCUCUCGACACCAUCCUGAGGCGCGCGAGACUGAGGAGCGGGGACGAGGCUGCAGCGGCCGCAGCGGUCGCGGAAGCGGCAGAGCUAUGCGUCAGGGUAGCGUCGAACGUGCCGCCCGCUGUCGCGGAGGAGAUGUGGACGCGGCUCCUGGGGAGCGUGGACGUCACUCCGGCGGCGCUCCUGCUGGAAGCCGCGGCAUACGUGCCGGUGGAGAAGCUCAUAGCGCACGCGGGCUCUUCGGGUGGCGGCGCCUUGGCGCUGCUGGGAUGCGCGGCAAGUCGACGGAGCGGGUGGGCCUGCGCGGCACGCGUGGCGGGACGCGAAGCGCACGAGGCGGUGGCGCGCGCACUGGCGGCAGCGCGGCGCGGGCUGGCGGUGCGGGGCCGUUGCGUCGCGUGCGCCCUCCGGCUGGCGGCCCUCCCGCCCGUGCGUACGCUGCACUGCGCCCGCGCCGCGCACGCCGAUUGUGGCACGGAGCUCACGUGCGCGUGCGGCCGCCGCGUGCCGGACGCUCUGUGGACGCCGCCGCCGCCGCCGCAGAACGCGCGCCGUUCCACCUCCUCGCCGCAAGAACACGCUCUGCGGCUGAUCGCACCGCCCCGACCCGAUCUCGAAGGCAUCGUUUAGAAUAAAGCGUCAGCAUCGAUAGUUAAAUAAAUCUAUGCAGUAGAUUAAACGAGGAUGCCGUUUGAAAAGACGUCUGGUUUCUUUUCAUUUCCCUUAAAAGGACUCGUUGAUAGAUAUAGGUAUUUAAAAUUUUACUGUAACUAUUUAUUAUAAUAAAUAUAUUAACG